Messenger RNA from Batrachochytrium dendrobatidis JAM81, 1417 nucleotides. RefSeq lists its product as uncharacterized. Gene Ontology annotation, molecular function: oxidoreductase activity, acting on the aldehyde or oxo group of donors, NAD or NADP as acceptor. NCBI's taxonomy places the organism in Eukaryota, Fungi, Chytridiomycota, Chytridiomycetes, Rhizophydiales. The transcript has 5 exons. The record is from RefSeq and is a predicted model, not a curated record. Bases 1 to 1389 code for a protein of 462 amino acids.
AUGCAGACAGAGAGCUCUAUUGUGUCGCCUGUUGACCAGAGUGUCUACAAGACUGUGCGUCUAUCCACUCGUGAAGAGGCCAUGGCUGCUGUGAAUAAAGCUCAUGCUGCUCAAGCUGCCUGGAAAGCUACUUCACUCGAAAACCGCAUUGCCCUGGUUACCAAGUUUGUUGAGCAUUUUGUAGGCAUGCAAGACGAUAUUUGUCUGGAACUGACCUGGCUGAUUGGAAGACCAUUGCAGCAGAACAAGAACGAAGUACGAGGUUUUGAGGAACGAGCCCGUCACCUGCUCUCAAUUGCCAAAGAAAGUCUUGUCGACACUCCUCUUGUCAAACAAGGGUUUAAUCGUUUUAUUCGUCGUGAGCCUCUUGGUGUCAUCUUUUCGAUCGCUGCGUGGAACUAUCCAUAUCUGAUUGCUGUGAAUGUCGUUGUUCCUGCUCUUCUUUCCGGAAAUACUGUGCUUUUGAAACAAGCUCCUCAAACUUUUCCUUGCGGAGAGCGGUUUGCUCAGGCUUUUGCUAUGGCCGGAUUGCCUGCCGGCGUGUUUCAAAAUCUGUGUAUGGACCAUGCAGUUGCUGAAGCUGUUAUUCAAAAUCCACUUGUAAACCAUGUGCAGUUUACUGGAUCCGUUCGUGGUGGACGUGAAGUUAACCGUGCGGCUGCUGACAGGUUUAUUACUGUGGGAUUGGAGCUGGGUGGAAAUGAUCCUGCAUUUGUUCGAAGUGAUGCAGAUUUGCUCAGUGCAGCAGAGAGUCUUGUCGAUGGCGCCAUGUACAACUCUGGCCAAAGCUGCUGCGGCGUGGAACGCAUCUACGUUCAUAAAGACGUAUACCAAGCGUUUGUAGACAAGGUUGUUGAGAUCACAAAACAGUAUGUGCUUGGAAAUCCCAUGAAAGAAGGGGUUAAUCUUGGUCCUGUGAUUAGCAUUCAGGCUGCCAAGGCUAUCCGGGAGCAUGUUGCAGAUGCUGUUGCCAAAGGUGCCAAAAAUCUUAUUCCAGAAUCAUGUUUCUCUGCAGCCAAGGAAAAAACUCCUUAUGUUGCACCACAGAUUUUGGUGGAUGUGGACCACACUAUGCGUAUCAUGACUGAAGAAACGUUUGGACCUGUGGUGGGAAUCAUGAAAGUUUCAAGCGAUGAGGAAGCGAUUCGUCUCAUGAAUGAUAGUGAUUUUGGAUUAACAGCAUCCAUCUGGACCAAGGAUGUGAAUGCAGCAAUGCAGAUUGGUGAUGCACUUCAAACUGGCACGGUGUUUUUGAAUCGAUGCGACUACCUAGAUCCUGCGUUGCCGUGGAUCGGAGUUAAAGAUUCUGGACGUGGAUGCUCGUUAUCUACUCUUGGGUUUGACCAGCUUACUCGUCCAAAAUCAUUCCAUUUUCGUCUUCCAGCUUAGUCGAAGAAUAAACAUGGCUUUAUUUUUG